Molecule: messenger RNA, 603 nt
Organism: Coprinopsis cinerea okayama7#130
Lineage: Eukaryota; Fungi; Basidiomycota; Agaricomycetes; Agaricales; Psathyrellaceae
Exons: 4
Coding region: 1-603 (200 amino acids)
Source: RefSeq, a predicted model, not a curated record
AUGGCCCCCUCCAGAAAAUACGAAACCGAGGAAGACAAGCGCCAGGCGAAUUGUCAAAAGAGCAGGCGCUAUUACGACGCGAAUAAGGAUGACAUUAACGCACGUCGGCGAGAGAGUUACGCUAGAAAUAAAAAAAGACGACAGCCAAAGGUUACUGGAACGCAUACAACCCUGCGAGAACCUAACCGCGCGCGUACUGCAAGGAACUACCGCUUGUUACAAUUAGAAUGUAAGCUUGAAGAAGCGGAAAGGCUUUUCCUGCAAUGGCAGCUACGAAUUGGUCCCGACUCUCACACCUUCCUUGAGAAAAUAUGUCAGGAUUUCGUUCGGCUUCGCGAUUCGGAUGACCCUUCCUAUGUUGCAAAGAGGGUCGCGAGGCUUCUGGAGGAUUUCGAACAUUUUCAAGACAGGUUGGAGGGCAUAGCGCGUGAAGUUUCCCUGAUUGAGGGGGGCGAGGCCACUGUGAAAUCGGUGCAAAGUUACUCCAAACCUAUAGUCGACUUAAUCCUGGACCUCGAGGACCUCCGCGACCGGAUGCAGCAAAGCCCAAGCAGGUUCUGUCGAGAAAUUUCCAAAGGUCUGCUGCAGCAUCAAGGACGGUAG